AUGCCAGUUAUUUUCAGAGAUAUAAGACGGUAUUAUUGUGAUUACUGUGGUAUUUUUAGAUCGAAGAAGUCUCUUAUCACUUCCCAUGUCCUAACCCAUCACAAGAGGCCGUUUAGUUGUUCAGUUGAUGGUUGCCAUGCCAGCUAUAGAAGGAAAGAUCACUUAACUCGCUACCUUCUCCAGCAUGCAUGUAGAGAACUUCAUGAUGAGGGUUCUCCCUCCUAUAUUGUUGGACGUGAGAAGCAGUUAGUUUGCCAGGAACUGGGUUGUGGGAAAGCCUUCAGAUACCCAUCAAAGCUGCAAAAGCACGAAGAUUCUCAUGGUGAAUUGCCUUAG
Molecule: messenger RNA, 336 nt
Organism: Dovyalis caffra
Lineage: Eukaryota; Viridiplantae; Streptophyta; Magnoliopsida; Malpighiales; Salicaceae
Source: the annotation of a GenBank genome assembly